Molecule: messenger RNA, 1054 nt
Organism: Neopsephotus bourkii (Bourke's parrot)
Lineage: Eukaryota; Metazoa; Chordata; Aves; Psittaciformes; Psittacidae
Gene: AP1S2
Product: adaptor related protein complex 1 subunit sigma 2
Exons: 5
Coding region: 37-474 (145 amino acids)
Biological process (GO): vesicle-mediated transport; intracellular protein transport
Cellular component (GO): intracellular membrane-bounded organelle; membrane coat; AP-1 adaptor complex
Molecular function (GO): clathrin-cargo adaptor activity
Source: RefSeq, a predicted model, not a curated record
CCCCUUCCUCCCCGGCCCCCCACCCCAAUUCAACAGAUGCAGUUUAUGUUGCUUUUCAGUCGCCAGGGGAAACUGAGACUCCAGAAGUGGUAUGUCCCAUUAUCUGACAAAGAAAAGAAGAAAAUCACAAGGGAACUUGUCCAAACAGUAUUAGCCCGCAAACCGAAAAUGUGCAGCUUCCUGGAAUGGAGAGACCUGAAGAUUGUCUACAAAAGAUAUGCAAGCCUCUAUUUCUGCUGUGCUAUUGAAGAUCAAGACAACGAACUAAUAACUCUAGAAAUAAUUCAUCGCUAUGUAGAACUUCUUGACAAGUAUUUUGGCAGCGUAUGUGAACUUGAUAUCAUCUUCAAUUUUGAAAAAGCCUAUUUCAUUCUGGAUGAGUUCCUUUUAGGAGGGGAAGUUCAGGAGACUUCCAAGAAAAAUGUUCUCAAAGCCAUUGAACAGGCAGAUCUUUUACAGGAGGCAUUUCAGUGAAGACACCAACUUUGCUGGUUCCAGGUUUCCAAGGGUGUGAAACACUGGAAGACAUGAAUUGUCUUCAUGAAUACAUAUCAUGCCAACAGUCCACGUCAUGAAUACUUUAAUGUCCCAGUGUACUAAAUGGCUUCAUUCAUCAUGCAUGCAGAAUUUCAGAGGAGAUAGACCUGUGACUUACUCAUGACAGGACAUUAUCAUCAGCUUGGUGAAUCCAGUCAUCUUGAAUCUAACAGAAUGCCACAACCAUUCUCUGCUGUUGUACUUCCCUCUUCCCCUUCUGUUUUACAGUAUUGUCUCUUCACAUGUCUCUUUUCAACAGAACUUGUGCUUGUUGGCAUAUGGUUUUAACUUUAUGUGUAAGCUUGAAGUCUUAUGCUUAAAAGUUCUGUAGAAUUUUCCGAGCUAAAUAUCUAUAUACUGCAACACCUAUACUGUAACAUUACUUGACCUGUGUUUAUCUUGCAAAUAAGUUGUGGUGGUAUUUAAACAUACUUAAAACCCGUAGAUGAAGUUAGUAUUUACAGAGAAACUAAUGAAGUAGUAGUAUGCAAACUGUGUAAACACACAAAUGUUAAAU